Ruditapes philippinarum (Manila clam) is the source of this 1688-nucleotide messenger RNA. Its product is annotated as leucine-rich repeat-containing G-protein coupled receptor 4-like. Gene Ontology annotation, cellular component: extracellular matrix. Gene Ontology annotation, molecular function: protein binding. The transcript has a single exon. NCBI's taxonomy places the organism in Eukaryota, Metazoa, Mollusca, Bivalvia, Venerida, Veneridae. The annotation marks the transcript as partial. The record is from RefSeq and is a predicted model, not a curated record.
AUUUUCAGUUUUGCAGCACUGGUGUCAUGUUGUGAUAGCUUCCUGUUAGGUGAUAGUUGUCUAGCACCUGCGCCUUGCACGUGUUCGGGGUCAGGAUCUUCAUACGCCUAUAUCCAUUGUGAGAGCAAGAGUCUCAAUGCAACACCACACUUUCAGAAAGCUGAUAGACAUGUGUCAACGUUGACUGUUUAUCUGUAUAGCAACCAACUGACAACUAUACCUAACUAUGCUUUCCAAAACCUAAGUGCAGUGAAUGCGACAAAAAUAGAUUUUUCUCUAAAUAAUAAUAAGAUAUCUUCCAUUGAUAGAUACGCGUUUCGUGGGGUUGAAAAUAUAACAACAAUAUUGAGGCUGCAAAAUAAUAACCUAACGAGUAUUCCUGCGGCAUUAUAUAACCAUCCAGCUCUUAAAGAAUUGUAUAUUCAAGAUAACCCUAUCAAGGCCUUAGGUUUCUCUACCCAAUCACAAAUCGAAAAUACACUUGAAGUACUUAACAUAGAUUUAAACGAGUUCGCUUCCUGGCCAGAUGAACUAAGUUCGUUCAAAGAAUUAAAAUCACUUACACUUAAUAACUUAAAUUUUCAACAUAUAAAUUCGGAAGCGUUUCAACGUUUCGAAAACUCUCUUACAAGUCUUGAUAUGCAACAUGCUUCAUACUUUGACAAAGUACCGAAUGUCGUAUGUCAUCUCUUGAAUUUGCAGACUUUAACUAUAAAAUAUUUCUCUAAAUUAGAUAAAAAUACCACUUCGUUAUUUGAUCACUGCACGAGAAGAUUAAGUAAGUUAACUUCUUUGAAUCUGGAUAAUAAUAAGCUGACGCAUUUCCCUGAUGUGUUUCAUAUUUUUCCGACUGUGACUUCGUUAUAUCUUUACGUAAACAAUCUUGAAAUUAUUGAAUCAGAAAUUAUUCCGUCAAAUACAAUUUUGACACAUAUUGACUUAGAUUCAAAUAGGUUCAAGAGAAUUCCUAACGCCUUGAACAAAAUGAAACGGCUAGGUAAUCUUGAUUUACGACGUAAUGAUAUUGUGUCUGUUGAAGAUCACGAUCUAAGUGGUCUUUUAAGCCUACAAACGCUGAUUUUGCUAAAUAAUCCCAUUAUAUACGUAUCGACAAAUGCUUUUAGAAACAACAAGGCGCUGUCAUCCCUCUAUUUGUCCGGUACAAACCUUAAAACUAUCCCAGCUGCUGUAAUGUCUCUUCCACAGUUGAGUUAUUUUGAUAUACCUCCUAUUCCAUGCUCAUGUGAAAUGUCCUACUUAAAGAACUGGAACGUUACAGCUGUACGUUCCUUCAAUGUGCAAUGUUCAUCGUCUGGCACUGACAUACAAAGUUUCAUUUUGACCUCUUUACAGCACUGUUCAUGAUAAGCAAUUGUAUUGGUUAUGUUAUAUGUUUACAAAAUAAGAGAGACGAUAAGACACAAAAAUAUUUUACUUUUCUUUUGAUAUGCAGUAAAGUUAAAAAUAGUCUGACAGGUAAAAAAUGAUUUUUUGAUUUUUGACAUAAAAACAUAAUAAUACACAAAUUUCUUUAAUGCAUGUACUGUCUUAUUUUGUGUGUUGUAUGAAUGUGACUAUGAAUGUAUGUAUGACAAACUGUAGACCUGUGUGCAAAAUAGAUUUUAAUUUAAGUUCAAAGACGUAUUAUUUGUGUUUUGGUGGAGGCCAAUUAAGUUUCAAAAAUAAGU